AUGUGGGCAAAGUUUUCCGGCUUGCCGAUAAACUUCUCCGUCGUAAAGCAAGUGCCGCUCAAACGAAACGUUGCGGUCUCUGUUCUCGAUCUGUACUGCAGACUUGGAUCAGCAUGCUCUUCGUUGUCCCGCUCACUUUUCGAGCGCGAGGUUCUUCAUCGUUGUGAUGCCACUGCAAAAGCAAGUGAAUGUGUUGGGAUUCACAGCAAUUUCAGAGGAGUUGCUUACUGCCAAGGAAUUAAAGAACUGGGAAAUGUCGCUUUUCAGAAAGUGAGCAAUUUUCUAAUGAUUGAAGACGAUGCAGACGAAAGAAGACGCCUCUGCACAGGCCUUAGAUGUAUACAAAACUUACACCUUUUGAAAGGGAAACUUCUAGAAGUACUAGACAAGAAAAAUGCAUACGAUGACAGGGAGGUAGCAGAUGUAUUUCAAAGUGUUGCAAAAAAUCAACUCGCAGAUAAAUUGUUGCUUCGGUUUUGCAUUUCAAAUUGGAAAGCAAUUCAUGAUAGGUUUGCGGAGAAGUACAAUGUUUUAUCUGAAGUUAUCAGAAGUUGCAUAUCCAAAGCGCGUUCUCGCGAAGAAAUUCUGAUGAUAGAAUCGGCUCAUAAGAGCAAUGGUAGAUAUGAUGAUGCCGAUCAAGCCGGACUAGAGCUUGCUGAGUUCAGGAUCAAGUGGAUAGAAAAAUAUUCGAAGAUAGUUUCCAACUUGGCGCGAGCUGAGCUGGAAAGGCUAGAAAGAAACGAUACUGUGAUAAAACACGAUUAUCUAGAGGUAGAGACGCUCUAAAGAGUUCUUGUAAAAAUAUUGAAUUUGAAGUUUACAUACCAAUCUGAAUCCAUUCUUGCGCUGAACACUGCACUAUUAACUCUUGUUUGAGGAAUUAAAU
Messenger RNA from Cylicocyclus nassatus, 886 nucleotides. The record is from the annotation of a GenBank genome assembly. Lineage: Eukaryota; Metazoa; Nematoda; Chromadorea; Rhabditida; Strongylidae.